This is a messenger RNA of Sphaeroforma arctica JP610, 1866 nucleotides long. RefSeq lists its product as hypothetical. Gene Ontology annotation, molecular function: protein binding. The transcript has 2 exons. NCBI's taxonomy places the organism in Eukaryota, Ichthyosporea, Ichthyophonida. The coding region runs from base 1 to 1866 and encodes 621 amino acids. The record is from RefSeq and is a predicted model, not a curated record.
AUGGUGGGAUCGCCUUUUACAGGAGGCAUUGAUAGACGAUUUUGGGCGUUCAGUGCGCAACAGCAGCUAACAUCCUCGGGCAGGCGCAGACGUCCGAGUACCACUGAUAGUGAGGACACACCGACAUUUGCUAUAGUUCAGGAUAGCAACAUAAACUUAGUUUCGCUGGUGAAUGUUGCUGUCAGUCCAUCGCCUUCGCCCAUGACAUCUCUCUCUACAUCACCGACCACGAUGCCAUCAUCGAGUACGUCUCCAACGUCAUCUACGAGUGCGAGCCCUUCCAACACCCCUAGUCCAACACAUACGGCUACUCCUUCCAGUACGCCCAGCCCCACUGGUACGACAAGCAUGUCUGCCAGUCGAAUACCCACACCAACGCAAAGCACCUCCCCAACCACAAGCGGAAGCCCAAGUUCAACCGCAAGCGUAAGUCCAAGUACAACCGCAAGCGUAACCCCAAGUUCAACCACAAGCGUAACCCCAAGUUCAACCGCAAGCGUAGGCGGAAAUUCGACCGUAAGCAUACCCCCAAGUUCGACCGCAAGCGUAACCCCAAGAUCAACCGCAAGCGUCAGCCCGAGUUCAAUCGCAAGCGUUAGCGCAAGUGUAACAGCAAGUGUAUCUGUAUCAGCUUCGCCUAAUGCUAGCCCAACAUCUUUGGUCACACAAUCCCCGACGGCAUCCGUCACCCCCAGUCAGUCUGCUUCGGUCACAGCGAGUGCGAGUGUGAGUCUUUCGCCCUCGCCAGAAUCAUUGAGCCUGAUUUACACGCUUGACACAGUAGUAGGCACGGAUACCACGAUAGGCUCAUGCCACUCUGGCGCGUACUUGUUCCUUCUCGUACCUUCCAAGGGCAUAAACGGUCCGCCGGUGCUGAUGAGAUACACUACCAGUACUCGUGCUGCGCCUGUGUUUGAUUUAGAUAUCCCAUUUCACCCGGAAGGUCCCAUUUCGUCCGAUUCAAUCAUCGUGUGCAGUGUUGCUCGGGUGGUUGUGAUCAGCAGGACGAGCUCGUACUGGUUUGAUGUCCAAGGCACUGCUAUCAGUAUGGAUGCAAAUGUCCAUAUUAGACUUUACCAUAUGGACACCAUCGGGGCUACAUGGAAGAAUGAGUUGUUCGCUGUAUUAGGUGAAGGAGGCAAUCUAAGACUGUUUGAUGUAGACGACGGGGAGCAGAUAAUAAGCAUGAGCGUGGUUGCUGAUAUCGCUAUAGUUAGCUCAAUAGUGGCGCUGCAGAAUGUGUUCAUUGCAAUUGUAGAUAAUAUGGAAGUUGUGGUGUUUGGUCUAGAUGGAUAUGAGAAAGUCCACAAUCUUUCCGAUGACUUCGGAAGUCCGUGUAGUGCGUGCAGAUUGGUGGUAGUACAGGAAAAUUGUGUGUUACUAUAUGAUCCGUUUCACUCUGGGGCUACCCUGCUGCGUUUAACCGCAGAUCGUGAGCUGGUGAAGGUGACUUCCUUACCGGGCAGUCCCAGUAGUAUCGCGAGCAGUGGGCAAGAGAUGGUCGAACGCCAGUACGACACGACUUCAGUCAGAGCCACCUACAGCUACACCAGUGCACUCGCAAAUCACCCAUACCGGCUCAGAUAUACUCCCCCGAGUACAGGACGAUACCGUGUUGAGAUCAGGAAUUUGACCUACUCAGGUGUAUCGGGUACCACAGAAGACUGCAGUGUUCCAGAAUACUUCAACUUCCCAUCCUCUGACCAUAUUAUUGACUUUAAGGCGCAGCAGGAUAUCAAAGUGCGCCUUAGUGAUGACAAUUCAGCUGCCACAGUGGACUAUGUAGAUAUCAAGUUGGACGGUGUCUGGGUGCCCGUAUGUGUGGCUUAUGAUAGUUGGAGUUUCACGGACAAAGUCUGUGCCUAA